This is a messenger RNA of Eleginops maclovinus (Patagonian blennie), 3682 nucleotides long. Its product is annotated as very low-density lipoprotein receptor-like. Bases 40 to 2046 code for a protein of 668 amino acids. The record is from RefSeq and is a predicted model, not a curated record. Gene Ontology annotation, cellular component: plasma membrane. The transcript is spliced from 13 exons. Gene Ontology annotation, molecular function: protein binding; calcium ion binding. Lineage: Eukaryota; Metazoa; Chordata; Actinopteri; Perciformes; Eleginopidae.
UCCGCGCCGCGUGUGAGUCAUCUGUGGAGGACAUCGAACAUGAGACACCUUGGAGUUUUAUUUCUUCUGCUCCCGCCACUAUCUUGGUGUUAUAUUUGGGGCGCUGAGGGUCGCUCUCUGCGGGCCUGCCACCAGCAGCGUGAGUUCAGGUGUAACGAUGGCUCGUGCAUCCAGAGGCUGAGUGUAUGUGACGGGCACAAAGACUGUGAAGAUGGAUCUGAUGAACAACGCUGUGGAUUCCUGUCCUGUAAGAAGGAUGAAUUUUCCUGCCGCAACAGACUCUGUAUAUCUUCACAUUUACGUUGCAAUGGCGUGGACGACUGUGGCGAUGGCAAUGAUGAGGCGUCCUGCCAAAACUGCAGCAUGCCUGGCUCUUUCUCCUGCGGACCGUCUGACACCUGUCUGCCCAGAAACAAGCUGUGUGACGGGAGAACUGACUGCAAAGACGGGCGGGAUGAGUCUCCACACAUGUGUGUUUUGUCUCAGCCACGCCUGCAGUCUUCUCCUGCGUGCACAGCGUUUGAGUUUCAGUGUGGAGACGGGCAGUGCAUCCGUCAGACCUGGAGGUGUGACCUCUCACCAGACUGCUCUGAUGGCAGCGAUGAGGACAGCUGUGAUCAGAAUGAAUGUCUGCACAAUAAUGGAGGCUGCUCUCACCAGUGUGUGGACCAGCCGAUGGGUUUCCUCUGCGACUGUCCCAACAACAUGAAGCUGGUUGAGGACAGCCAGUGUGAAGAGGUCGACGAAUGCCUGGAGAACGAUGUGUGUGAUCAGCUGUGUGUUCACAUAAACGGCAGCCUCACAUGCGACUGCCAGGAGGACUACCAGAGGAAUCAAACAACGGGCGGGUGCAAAGCCAAAGGAAAACCGGCUCAGCUGGUUUUCACCGCUUCUCAAGCACUACGAACAAUCAGCAUCACUGGCACGGGUUACAGGAAGCUGGCGCUACAUCUACCUGGAGCAGGGCCAGUGGCGACUUUUGUCUCUAACCAAACUCUGUACUGGGCCCAGCAAGGACACGGCUCUGUGUACAGGGUCUCUUUGGAUGGAAAUACAAAGGAUUCAGUGUUGGUGUUGAAAGUUGAAGGUUCAGUGUCAGGCCUGGCUGUGGACUGGAUCCAUGAGCUCCUCUACUGGACCAGUAUAGAGAGCAGUUCUGUUAACGUUGGCCUGCUGGAUGGUUCGGCGCAGCGGCUGCUCAUCACAGGACUGGACAGACCUUCAGCAGUAGCUGUGGAUCCUCUCCAAGGGCUGCUCUUGUGGGCUCAGUGUGGUAGCUCCCCAAAGAUUGAAAGAGCAAGCUUGGGUGGUCGAGACAGAAGCACUCUUGUCACUUCGUCAAUACGCUGCCCUGUCGCGCUUUCUCUGGAUAUGCCUCGUCAGCUGCUGUACUGGGUCGACCAGGGGAUGAGGAGUAUCUCCAGAGUAAAUCUAGAGGGCCGUCACCGAAAAACAGUGGUAGAGUCCAACGGUUAUCUGGACCGGCCAUUUGGACUGGCUGUGUUUGAGGGUUUUUUAUAUUGGAGUGAAGAAGUGACACGCUCCAUCUGCCGAGCCAACAAACACAAUGGGCGAAACCUCCAAGUACUGCUGUCAAACGUCACCUCACCCGGGGGCGUGGUCAUCGUCCAGCCAGCUCUCCAACCAAACGGGCCGACUGUAUGCAGGCAUGCUGGGACGGUGUGCCAGCAGCAGUAUGUCGUCGACCUGCUGUCUGAGAGUCCACAGUUUAACUGCACAUGUUCGGAAAAAAACAAGAACAUGGCUCAAGAAAUUCCUGUCAUUUCUCACACAGUCCCUGCAACAUCUUUAUCUGAUCCUGCCUUUGCUGGAAUCCUCUCUCUUCUAAUGUUUCUCAGUGUGCUGCUGGUGGGAAUGGCUCUGUGGUGGUGGAGAGAGGAGUUCAGGCCAUCCAGGUCUCUCACUGAGCAGAGCUUCUCCCUCAAAGAGUCCCAGGACCCGCUCAUCAUCCACGGGACGCACAUGGGUCCGAACACAUGUCUAGACAAGGACACUCUGCUAAAGGUGGACUUGGGUGCUGAAUGAAGAUGGUGCGAGCCAGAAAGCCAGCUUCACGUGCUGCAGUGACCUCAGGGCUGACAGGGAGCGAGAGGACAACAAACCCAGCUCAUCACCCCGUCCUGUUCCCGUCUCUGCAUGUUAGAAUCUCUCGAGAAAUGACCCAGGGUUAUUUUCCAAGUUCAGGUGGGGACUGGCUUCAGGCUGUAACUCCUGUUUUGAGGAAGUGUUACUUUCAGAAGUUGAUGAUGGUUGUUUACUUUCUAUUUCUCUGUGCUUGAGAGAGUGAUGGGAAUGUGAAGACUUAAGAUUAGACAUGAAACGGUUAGUUGAUUAAUUGCUGAGUCAUUUGGCGUCAACUGUUUUGAUAGUUGUUUGUUGGUUCCACUUUCUGCUUUUCUAUUUUUUUCAAUGACAGAGAUCUAAAUGUAUUCAGGAUUUAGAUGAUCGUUCAAAAUAAGCAAAUAGCAGACUUUGUUUUUCAGAUUUUACGCAACAAACCAUUCAUUGACUGACCAUUAUAAUUACAGUGCUACUGUAAAUGCAUAUCUUUUGUUUAAAUGCACUUUCUCUUCAGCGUUUAUUUCAUCUUAUUCCAAUCACAACUCUAUUUUCAAAACAUUAAGGAUGGUUGGUACUGAAAACUGUUCCACUGGUUUGUUCCUGGCCUUAAAGAUGUAACUCUUUUAAGUCAGAUAAAUGCAUUACGGCAUUGUGAAUGUAUGCUUUGUUCAGUGAAGCGUCUAAUUGGAUAAUUAAAUUGCUGUAAUACGCUUAUCCAUUUUCUUACCAAGAGUUGGAUGAGAAAAAGAGGACCAUGAAUCUCUGAAAUAAAUAUGAUGGAGAUCCAUAAAAGAGCUGGUGAGAAAUCUUCAUCUCGACCAUACGACAGACCAAGAUUUCCCUUUUUCAGACCAGUAAAGUUUUGGAAAGUUAAAUUGAGCCUUUGAUUUAGGUUAUCCUGUACCUUGCCUACAGUAAACAUCGGACAACAUGCCUUCACAACUACCUUAAACAUGCAUCAUCAACAGUUUGAAAACAUGGCCUUGAUUGUUGAUGCAACAUUGACGCACCAAUUGUUGGUGUAAUUAUUUCAGUCUAGAAUUUAAUUUGAAGAGGCCUGUUCAUUUUAAAUCAAUAGAUCAGUGUAGUAGGUUUGAUUCUCAAAGGGGACAAUUGCAAUAAAAACAUCUGGAUUUGUGGCUUUGUUAACAUUUUACAUAAAACCAUCAAGUCAUUAUAAGGUAGAGAUGUCCUCCUCACACCGUUUAACAGUGAACAAACUACUGCUGUUUUUUGGCUACAUAAACAAGAGGAGAUGCCAAUUUGGAGCCAACCUUUUUGUUUGUCUUAAAACGUUGGAGGAAAUGUUCUGCUGAUACAACGGGAACAAAUUGUUUUUUCUGUUCAGACCUGUUCAGUCACUUUUUGUUAUUUAAGUCUCAAAGAAAUGCACCAUUGUGUAUGACACAUCAUCUGUCCAGCGUUGAAUAAGAGACAAUUAUUUAGGUGUGCUCAAACUGCUGAGUUGUGUGGUUGGUAUUUAUUUUUAAAGUUUGAUUUUAUUUAUGUUUUGUUAGCAGUAGUUAGUGUAGUACUAACUUUGCACUGUGGAAAAACUGCUAGAUGCUGUAAAUGAAUAAAAUAAAGUGUUUUAUGUUUA